AUGUAUUUUAUAUGCGCCUACCCUUCAUUCCACCCUUUUGAAAGAACAAAUUCACAUCUUUUUUUUUCAAUCACGAUCGCAAUAUCCAGCCUAAUCCAGUUCUUUAUUCUUACAUUUAUCAAUAUCUACACCGACCAACUUCGUUUCUUUCUCUUCCGUCUCUACGUUUUCUUCGUUUUUUUUUUUCUGUCUAUCUUUUCAAUUGUAUUUCCUUUCAAUUUCUUCUUUUCUUCAUUAAACAGUUGGAAGAACAAAAAUCAUGAUGAAACCAUACUUUUGCAUCUUUAUUCGUUAAUUAUUCUUUUAAAUUUUCAUUAUGAACUUCCUACCAUCCGCAUGUCUACUUUUACAUAUGGCAUUUAUUUUUUUUAUUUCUUUCGUCUUCUCUUAAUUCGUUUACUUUCUCUUCCAUUUCUCUCAGUUGUUUUCCCUGUGGUUUCUCGUCUGCCAAUCACAAUUCUUGUUUUAUCCGUUCUUUCUCCUCCUCCUCUCAAUUUUUUAUCUGUUCUUUCUCCUCUUCCUCUCAAUUCUUUUAUCCGUUCUUUCUCCUCCUCCUCUCAAUUUUUUAUCUGUUCUUUCUCCUCUUCCUCUCAAUUCUUUUAUCCGUUCUUUCUCCUCUUCCUCUCAAUUCUUUUAUCCGUUCUUUCUCCUCUUCAUCUCAAUUUUUUAUCCGUUCUUUCUCUCCUCUUCCUCUCAAUUCUUUUAUCCGUUCUUUCUCCUCUUCCUCUAAAUUCUUUUAUCCGUUCUUUCUCCUCUUCCUCUCAAUUCUUUUAUCCGUUCUUUCUCCUCUUCCUCUCAAUUCUUUUAUCCGUUCUUUCUCCUCCUCCUCUCAAUUCUUUUAUCCGUUCUUUCUCCUCUUCCUCUCAAUUCUUUUAUCCGUUCUUUCUCCUCUUCCUCUCAAUUCUUUUAUCCGUUCUUUCUCCUCUUCCUCUCAAUUCUUUUAUCCAUUCUUUCUUCUCUUCCACUCAGUUCUUUUAUCCGUUAUUCGUCUUCCUCUCAAUUCUUUUAUCCGUUCUUUCUUCUUUCUCUCAGUUUUUUUUAUCCGUACAUUCUAGUCUAUACUUAGCGCCUCUUUUAUUCAUUCUCUCUCGUCUGCUUCUCUCAAUUCAUUUAUUCCUUCUUUCCCAUCUACUCUCUCAAUUCUUACAUCCGUACUUUCUUGCUAGCGUCUCUCAUUUAUUCUUUAUCCGAUCUUUCUCGUCUGCCUGUUUCAAUUCUCUCAUUAAUUCUUUGUCUUUACUCUGUCAAUUCAUUUUUUAUCCGCAUUUACUCGCCUGCGUCUUUCACUUCUUCUUUUAUCUGAUCUCUAUCGUUUAUCUCUCUCAUUUAUUUCAUCCGAUCUCUCUAGUUUGUCUCUCUGAGUUCUUAUUUUAUUCGAUCUUUCUUAUUUGUCUUUCUCCAUUCUUCCGUUCUUUUUCCUCUUUCUUUCUCUCUCGCAACUCUUCUUUCAUUUGUUCUUCCUCGUCUGACUUCGUCAAUUAUUCCAUUCAUUCUUUCUCGUUUUUUAUCCGCCCUUUUUCGUCUGCCUCUUUUAUUUUUUCUUUACCCCGGUCUUUCUCGUCAGCUACUCCCAAUUCUGAUUUUAACAAAACAUCCUUGGCUACCACAGAUCUUCUUCCAUUGGUCCAUUCAUUCGUUUUCCUUUUCUUCUCUCAAUUCUAUUUUCAUCCUUUCUUUCUCGUUUUCAUCUCUCAUAUUUUAUCAUAUAUUUCUCGUCUGCAUCUCUCAAUUAUUUUAUUCAGUCUUUCUCAUUUAUUUCACUCAGUUCUUUUUUUAAUUCGUUCUUUCCCUUUAUCGCCUUCCCAUUUUUUUUUCUUGUUCGCUCUUUCUCGUCUGCCACUCUCACUAGAUCUAUCUAUCUAUCUAUCUAUCUACACCCUUGAUAGUCUGUCUUUCUCAACCUGCUCAUAUCUAUCUAUCUAUCUAUCUAUCUAUCUAUCUAUCUAUCUAUCUAUCUAUCUAUCUAUCUAUCUAUCUAUCUAUCUACAUCCUUAUCAGGAGAGUUUCCAGGCCAGUCUAUCUAUCUCAGCCUGUUCAUAUCUAUCUAUCUAUCUAAAUAAGGACAAUAAUAACACUGUACCAUUCUCUUGUGGAAUUAUUCUUUUUCUCCUUUUGGCGUUAUUCAUUUCCCGUUUCUACUACGUUUGCGAAAAUAUUCUUCUCUCUUUUCGACAGGAUUUUUCUUUCUUUUUACAUUAUUCAUCUCUAGUCGAUAUUCUUCUUCACUCUUUUCGACGUUCUGUUUCUCCCUUUCAGCGUCAUUUUCUCUCUUUUCAUAACCUUCUCUCUUCUGAUAUCCUUCUCUCUUUCACCAUUAUUCUUCUUCUCCCUUUUUGCUUUAUUAUUCUCUCUUUAGGCUUUAUUCUUCUCUCUUGUCGCAGACUAAUUCUGCUUCAUUUUUGUGCUUUAUUCUUCUCUCUUUCCAUUAAUUCUCUCUUUUUGACAUCCUUCUAUCUUUCAGAAUUCUGCUUCAUUUUUGUGCUUUAUUCUUCUCUCUUUCCAUUAAUUCUUUUUGACAUCCUUCUAUCUUUCAGAAUUCUGCUUCAUUUUUCUGCUUUAUUCUUCUCUCUUUCCAUUAAUUCUCUCUUUUUGACAUCCUUCUAUCUUUCAGAAUUCUGCUUCAUUUUUGUGCUUUAUUCUUCUCUCUUUCCAUUAAUUCUCUCUUUAUGA
Molecule: messenger RNA, 2670 nt
Organism: Acanthosepion pharaonis
Lineage: Eukaryota; Metazoa; Mollusca; Cephalopoda; Sepiida; Sepiidae
Source: the annotation of a GenBank genome assembly